Molecule: messenger RNA, 636 nt
Organism: Suillus subalutaceus
Lineage: Eukaryota; Fungi; Basidiomycota; Agaricomycetes; Boletales; Suillaceae
Exons: 3
Source: RefSeq, a predicted model, not a curated record
UUCGAGAUGCCAUCAUGGGUCGCAAGGUUACCAGAUCAAGUCGGCUACCCUGCUGGUGGGUCUCUCACUUCAGAUGAAUGGAAGGGUCUUGCACUCGUUUUCAGGCCAAUUGUGGUACAUCAAUCGGGUAUCCCUCUUAUUUGGGAUGAAUGGUAUCUCAAGAACAAAAAAGCACAUGACGCGAGCCUAGCAAACUGGGAAAAACGCGAAGCUGAUCACAUCAAAAGGAACAUGACCGGUAAGGCAAAGAAGGGCGAUGAAAAAGUGAGUGAAAAACCAGUCAUGCAGAUGCAUGAGAACAGCGGAAGUAAUUUCCUUAAUCUUGCUGCUGCAUUGAAAAUCAUCCUUGGCAAGCAGAUUCAUCCAAAAGAUGUGAAGCCAAUGCACCAUUGGGUGACGCAUAUAUUUGAUCAACUGUGUGAUUAUGGGCCAGUAUAUGGAUUCUGGACGUUCCUCUUCGAAAGGCUCAACAAACUACUCAAGAGCUACUCUACAAAUAACCAUGGUGCUGGUGAACUCGAGGUUGGCUUCUUCUGCGCUUUCGAGAAGGAUCGAGAGCUUCAAACAAUGGUUUGUGUUGUUCAAAUUGUCAAUGAAUCGAGCUCACGUUGUGUCUCUAGCUUGGUAACAUAUUAG